Symbiodinium sp. CCMP2592 is the source of this 630-nucleotide messenger RNA. The record is from the annotation of a GenBank genome assembly. Lineage: Eukaryota; Dinophyceae; Suessiales; Symbiodiniaceae.
AUGCCAUCGCCCAGUCGCACUCGCCUUUUCCUGGAGUGUAUUUAUGGUUGUCAGCAGGCGCACGUCGUGGAGCCAGACGAGGGGGCGAGUUUGAGCCUCGGCCUCUUUGCCUCUGAGCAGGAUGCUGCAAAGGCCUACGAUUGCGGCUUGCUCGCCCUGAAGGCAAGCGAGGCACCGGCGAACUAUCCUGCCAAGAAGUACAAGCAGAGCGAUAUCGAUCAAGUCGCCGACGAGCUGGAGGACGUAUGGUUUCCACGACAAUCCGCGAGGUUCAUGGGAGUGUACCGAACUCUCACCAGCACGAAGUGGCGAGCCGAGCUUGAGAUUUACAACGUGAAGCAGUUCCUCGGCAGCUUCGAUGACGAAGAGGAGGCUGCUCGAGCAGUGGACGCUGCCAUCCGCAGCACGGGUGCUGAGAAGGCUCUGCAGCUUCGCAUGCUCAACUUCUGUACCGACGCGGACUAUUUCGAGGAGGAUUCCUGGGAGGAGGAAGCAGUGCCCAGAGGAGCGUCAUCUCGCUUUAUGGGCGUCACCUACCACCAGCCUAGCGGCCAAUUCUUGGCCAGAUUUGGUCGAAGGCACCUCGGACUGUAUGAUGAGGAGGACGAUGCUGCCCGCGCCUUCGACAAG